AUGCGCGGUGGGAGCUGGAUUGUUGCAGCCCCAGACAGGGCGGCCCGUUACCAAGCACUGCACCGCGCGCAGGGUCUGACAACGACGACAGCAGCAGCAGCAGCAGCAGCAGCGGGCAUUGACAGAGGGAAUACAGGCAGCGAUAUAACAACACAGACACUCCUCAAUACAGUGAGUACGACCGCAGGAAGAACCGCUUCGUGUGGUUUCCUCCUCCUUUUGUUCGUGUUUUUCGUUUCUUUUUUUAUUCCCAUGCAGUGAGGCUUUAAUUUCCCCGUGCACUGACAGUCCUGAGGUAUUCUGGGAGGCCUGCAGAGGGGGCCGCUAGAGGAGAGCAGCUCCGGCGUUGCGGCUUUUUAACCAAAAAGCAAAGCGACCACAUUUAUUGUUCUCCGCUCGGGCUUGAAAUGUCAGCCCCCCCGCCCAUUUAUCCACGCCAGAGCUUGGUGGUCUCUGCCCUGAAUUUGCUGCAGUCAUUGUGGGAGCUCUAACACAGGCCUUACAGAGAAUAGAGACAGGCUCCUGUUAUCGCCGCUAUCGAUACAAUGAUCCAUAUUUAUCAGAAAUCACACCCACUGGAAGGUCCGCGUCUGCUUUUGAGUUUGACGUGUUUGCUCGUGGCUUAAACAUGGUUUAAUAUCUGUGUGUGAGAGGUUGUAAGUUAUAAUCAUGUAAUUGAAGGCUAGCAAAGCCCCAUGGGAGGUUGCUGGUGUAAAGCACGCUGCUGCUGCUGCUGCUGCUGAAGGUGCAUUCACAAUCUUAUCAAUCAUGAGAAAUCACUGCUCACACGGCUUUUAAUCCCCCUGACAUAUAAUGGCAUGUGCUGUAAUUGUCCUCCAUAACUGUCAGCUACAAACACCAAGCCAUGUCUGACCUUAACACCAUCAAUUCACAGUUUAUUGUGUCAAUGUGCAUUUUUUUUUACUGCUGCAGGGGAUGUCAAGGUGUCUCUGGCUUCAUUUUGUGACAUGACACUACUCCUGCAAGCAAAGUGAGCACAGACAAGGCUGAAAGCUGCCAGAUGUGUAAAGCUGCUCACAAACAUCAGGGUAUUUCUGUGUAAUCUAGUGAGGGGGGAUUACGCUCACAACACAUCUGUAGGUUUAAACUGAAACUAAAGAUGCCUCUCAAGCCACAUGUUUGCUGUCGAAAAGUAUGUGUAUUUACAAAAGAGUAGGGGUCACAAGGUCCACAGUUCACCAGACUCCUUUAGUAAUGGAUGUAGAAGUUAUAGAGAUAGAAAACUCAAUGUCUAUUAUUACACCGGAUAUUAUAAGUCUAGUUUUAGUGAAAUAGAUCCAGUAAGAAAGGUCAGUUAGAGUGUUCACAAUUAGUCAUAAAUCAGGACACUAUCACCUUUUUUAGUGAUUUAAUAAAAGUAGAAAAUACAUUUGAGAUGUAGAUUUAAACUGAAACUAAAGAUGCCUCUCAAGCCACAUGUUUGCUGUCGAAAAGUAUGUGUAUUUACAAAAGAGAAGGGGUCACAAGGUCCAUGGUUCACUGGACUCCUUUAGUAAUCAGGAUAUGAAUGUAGAAGUUAUAGGGAUAGAAAAUUCAAUGUCAGAUAUUACACCAGAUAUUACCAGUCUUGUUUUACUGUAAUAUGCCAUAUCAUUGAGAUAGAUCCAAUAAGAAAGGUCAGUUAGAGUGGUCACAAUUAGUCAUAAAUCAGGACAAUAUCACUAUUUUUUAAAGAUUUAAUAAAAGUAGAAAUAUAUUUGAGAUGUCCGUGCUCCGACGUCUCUGAAGAUAAGCUCUAAAUCUGUCUAACGUGAAAGUACUUUGAGGAUUUCUGGGUUUAGAGCCAUGGGUGGGCAAAGUAGCAACAGGUAAAAUAUUUUAAAGCUGCAUGAACCAUCGCAGGAAAUGCCUUAAAUUUUUGAGUGUGAUGAUUUUACUCUAUUAGAUUUAUCUCAGAGUAGAAGAACAAUAUAAGCUCUGUGAGAAUUUAAUGAAUUUAUUAUGAUUGAAUUUAACAUUCAGUGCCCACCACCACUGAAAUAUUUGGAUCCAUGGCACCACUGCAGCUCCAGCCACUUAAGUUUUAAAACCUCUCACAGGUAUUUUUCAGUACUUGGUGACUGAUUAAGAAUAUCUCCCCCAGGUUAAUUUACAAUUACAGUAACAGUUCACCGCAGACGUAUCAGUUAUGCAUCCUUUUUAAGUCCAGGACGUCUGGGAGGUUGGAUAAAGAUUAUGUGAAGGAUCAGCGGACGGGGCAGAGGAGGACAUGGCAGGCAAACCAGGAUAUGUUGAAAGAAGGAAGAAGAGAGGUUACAAUUGAUUACCUGAUAAGGGCAAUCAACGUGGAUCUAUAUUUACACGGCAGCCGGUCUGAGACAAAGGAGGUAAUCGGUUUGAGACGGUAUCAUCGGUUUAGAGGUGUAGGUCAAACUUCUACCAAACUUCAUUGAAAGUCUUUGAAGAAAUUACACCAAAAAAGAUCAGAGUCUAAAGGAUGAAUAGAUAGAAACAAAACAAGCUAGCUAGUCUGAAUUAAAACAUUCAUUAAAACUAGAGAAUGUAGUUUUAAAUUGUAAAAAGCAAUUAUUAGCACAAGGACGAGUACCUGUGUAGAUAAUAGCUAACAUUUAAAUCAGUAUGCCUGGUCACUUUUUGUAAGCUAACUCAUGAUAAUAAAUCCUAGUUUACAAAUUUUUGUUGUUGUCGUUACUUUACAGUUUACGAUUUAGCUUAGCUAUAAAUCAGCACAUAAUCUCAUCACCCUGCAUCCUGCAAAAAGUUUCAAAAAGAAGAAGAUAUUAUGUUGCAUUCCGGUUACUUCAGAAGUCGGAUGUCGGAGCUGGGAAUGAUGUUACACCCGAGUUGACGGCGUUCCAGUUAACAAGUCGGAAAACCAAGAUGGACGCCUUCAGUUAGCUGUUGUUAGUUGUUGUUUACGAUUGUCAGCUGUUGUUAGCCAUUGUUGUUAGCCGUUGUUAGUUGUUGUUCGCGAUACCAGUUGUAAACAACGCACAACACAGUAUUUUACUCUUACAAACACCAUGGCACCGUGUACACAGUUAGAUGUUGGGCAACACAAAUGUACCACUUAUUUAAUUUCACAAAAACAAAACAGAAGUGCUAAUAAAUAACACAUUACGAGAGCUUUCACUGUGACUCUUUACUGUUGCUGAACUGCGCUGCCAUCUUGAAUUAUGAUGUUGUCAUCAAGUUGGGGUUGGCGAGUAUCGUCCAACUUUCCGAGUUGGAAAUCUGAUUUCAGAGGGGUGUUCAAGAUAAUUUUCCGACUUGGAGCUCGGAAAUCCCGAUUUCAACACAACAUGAAAACUCCUCACAAUGGCUUUAAAAGUCCAGGUAAAUAGUUCUUACAAACUGACUCUGAUUUUCUGUCUGUUUUGUUUAUUUUAGGUGUGGGAUGGCAGUGAAUGUGUACGCCACAUCUGUCUCCAUUGACAACCUCAGCCGACAUGACAUGCUGGCGUGGGUCAAUGAUUCUUUGCAUCUCACCUACACCAAGAUUGAACAGCUGUGUUCAGGUAAGGCCGAAGCUUUGGUUUAGUACUUUUCUGUAACAGACAAAACCAAACUUAUCAAACUAAAAAGCUGUUGUGUCUUUGUGUUUUCCAGGAGCUGCUUACUGCCAGUUCAUGGACAUGCUGUUCCCGGGUUGUAUCCUCCUGAAGAAAGUUAAAUUUCAAGCCAAACUGGAGCACGAAUUUAUACACAACUUCAAAGUUCUUCAGGCAGCUUUUAAAAGAAUGAGCGUCGACAAAGUCAGAAUACGUUUGAUCAUACUGGCGUUCAUUACAUUAUUGUGUAUUUCUGUACUUAAAUCAUAUGAAAUCAAACAUUCAUAUCACACAGAGUCACUGAAGUCUUUCAUGUCUCCAUCUACCAGAUUAUCCCCGUAGAAAAGCUGGUAAAAGGGAAAUUCCAGGACAACUUUGAAUUCGUGCAGUGGUUCAAGAAGUUCUUCGACGCCAACUACGACGGGAAGGAGUACGACCCUUUACUAGCCAGACAGGGGCAGGACGUGGCCCCUGCCCCCAACCCAGGUGAUCACUUUAUCCACAGACCAAAGAGAAACACAGGUAAAGCAAACAGUUCUGCCUCUGCUGCACGGUCUUCCUGAGCUUUGGAUGGCUCAAUCGCGCUCCCUGCUAGCGAGUGGUGUGAGCAGCACGAUUCACAGAAUGACCGCUGUCCUCUUAGACCCAUCUCACUGCCCCAGCACUCACAAGCAACAUGGCACUGCGUAGGUACGACUGAGUCAAUUACCACAGUGAAUUCUUGGAUGCAGCAUCAUCUGGGUUUGGAAGGCCACAACGUGCCAACCCACUUGUAAUUUGCUUUCCCAAUUCUGAUUGAUCGAUGCCAGCGAUGCCAGAAGAAUUACUGAAAUGUGUUCGACAGUGUCUGCAUUAAGCAGCUGAUGCAACACUGUCGCAGCUCCAUCUCUCUCUGAAAGCUGGACUGAAAUAUAAGAAUUUGGCCCUAUUUGCACCUGGUGUUACCAUCGGUUUAUUUAUUUACAACAAAUUCAGCAGAAAGGAGGAGGAAACGGAGGUUCUCUGUCUGACAUCUUAAGACGGGGAGCUCCGGAGCCUGGACUGCAAAUGAUCAAUCACCUUAUUAGACUAGCAGAGAUUUAGGAAAGUCAAGUAGGCCCUGCCAGAGGACCUCAGGAAGCAGUCAGGCUCAUAGGGAUUUAGUAGUUCCCAGGUUUAGGCUGGAGUCUGGCCAUUUAAGGCUUUAAAAACAGGCAGUAAAAUCUUAAAAUCAAUUGUAAAACUUACAGGUAGUCAGUAAAGGGCAUUGAGGACUGGUGUUAUGCGUUUGUUUGUGUCGCUCUGUGUUAAAAGCAUGCACUUGGAAUCAGUUGUAGCUUCUGGGUUUUGUGCUUGCUGAUGCUGAAAAUAAGCAUAUUGCAAUAGCUAAGUCUGGUAGAAACAGCAGGGCUGCAUAACUUUGGUUACCUAGAUGCCAAAUGUAGAGGUAUCAUACAUUUUGCCAGAACUGGAGGAAGAGAAGGCCAGGCUUUAAGGGUAGAGGAUUUGUCUCAGGGGAAGCAUGUGAAUUGUGAAUAAAAGGGGACCUCAAAUUGACCCCUGAGGAACCUCAAAAGAGAUCCGUGCACAAGAGGAAGAGGCAUUUCCUACAAAGCAAAUGAAGCACAUAAGAAAAGCACUAAUCAGCUGUCUCUCAUUUAAAGUGUGCUGGCAAUGGAAGGAAAUUAAACAGUAAACACAGUGAGUCCUUUUGGGAUAAGUCAGGAUCUCCUUGGGCACAUGGUAAUACCAGGAGAAAACAGGGUCUUUGUCUUACUUCACUCACAAAAGCCAGACCAGCCUUGCGAUGUCUGUGUGAAAGCUUUUUUGCUUGAAAAUCAUGGCAAGCAAUCUGAUUUGACUUGUAGCGUGUAGAAAGCCUGCUUCAGGACUCUGUCGCUGUAAGCAGUGUGGUUAUUCCUGGGCAAAUUGACUGCACUUAAAUAAAAACUCUGAUAAUGCAUGUUUUGUAGCACCUCUGCUGUAGCACUUAUAGAGUUUUGCAGGGACACCCUUUCUUCUAAAGUCUGACUCAGACACCUGAAAUUUCAGGAAUUUUAAAACUGUUUUCUUUUCUUGAUUUGGGUUUGUUAAAUCUGAUGCUCAUGCCCUGUAAAAAAAAUCAAUUUGAAACCCCUUUACAAACAUGGUCUAUCAAAGGCACUACAUUAUGCUAUUAAACUCAUAUCAGCUCUCUAUAAUGUGCUAUAUCCAUCGCCACAAAUGCUACAAAGCCAACAUUAAUGCAGUUGAUCCCUCGUGGUUGAAAAUAUUGAUAAUGAGGGUCAUCUCUGAUCAUCUCCAGGACCACAGAGGACGUCUCCAACAGUCCCCAAAAACAUGCCAACACCACAGCGGGUCCAACACAACACUCCAGCUAUGAGGAAGAACCCAUCUUUGUCAAGAAACGGGGGCAGUGAUGCUGAGAUCAUGGAGCUAAAUCAACAGGUAGAAACGCAGAGAAAGGGAGACUAUACUCCAAAAUAAAGAGCCGAAUUUGUCCUCUUCCUCACGGUGAGUUUCUCCUUUUUUCUUAGUUGAUGGAGUUGAAGUUGACUGUUGACGGCCUAGAGAAGGAGAGAGACUUCUACUUCAGUAAACUACGGGAUAUUGAGCUCAUCUGCCAGGAACACGAGAGUGAAAACAAUCCCGUCCUCAGCAAGAUCAUCGACAUUCUCUACGCAACAGAGGUAUCUACCCUGACCAGCACUAAGCGAGAUCUAAUAUGUUUUUUUUCACCCAGAGUCAAUAAACAUAGAUUGGAUCACAAGUUGUAGCUAGAUGCACUUAGUGUUUGGGCCUUAAAGGGAUAUUCUGGCGUAAAAUUAAUUCAGGGUCAAACACACCGUAACACCAAGUUAGAGAUGAAUGUUGCUGACCGCUUGUUUCUCUAGUUAUAUCAACUUUAGUCAUAACCGCACAAUAGCAAUACACAGCGGUCUCAGAAGCCAUAAACAAACCUCAACCAAAACGCCACUUUAUAGCCACAAAUAAUGCUCAGAACAGCACCUAACUUCAUCAACAGUACAUAUAGGAUCCUAGCCAUCGUACUAGCCACCAAACAUCUUUUUAACUUUGCCUAAUUUCUUAAGCAAAAGAAACUAAACACAACUCACCUACUCUCUUCCAGCAGCCGCUUUGUUUGUAGUGAGACCUCAGGUCAGUCCAUUACGGACUGCAGCGGGGUGACUCAGCUCAAGGAAGAACAUAGAUCGGAAGUUUGUUUAAAAAUUCUGUUUACAAAAAAAUAAACAUGAACAUUUUUCUCUUGCUUUGCAGGAAGGUUUUGCACCACCAGAGGAUGAAGACCUUGAUGAACAAGCCCACCUGGACCAGGAUGAAUACUGA
This is a messenger RNA of Xyrichtys novacula (pearly razorfish), 6860 nucleotides long. The record is from the annotation of a GenBank genome assembly. NCBI's taxonomy places the organism in Eukaryota, Metazoa, Chordata, Actinopteri, Labriformes, Labridae.